CCUGGCUCCUCGCCUCCUUCAGCCAAAACCCUAGCUCGCAUACGCGCCCGAGCAACGCUUUGUCUGCGACGGGCGCCCGCCCUCCUGCCGCCAGAAGCUUCCAGGAGCAUCAGCGAUGGUGUGGUUCCAAUGCGAGGACUGUGGCGAGAACCUCAAGAAGCCCAAGCUCGCCAGCCACUUCCGCUGCUGCUCCGCGUACAAGCUGUCAUGCAUCGAUUGCGGCGAGUUCUUCAGCCAGGAGACCGUGCAGGGGCACACCCAGUGCAUCUCCGAGGCCGAGAAGUAUGGUCCUAAGGGACAGAACAAGCCAUCCAAUGGUGUACAGGGUAAGGCAGAUAAGCCAAAGCCAAAUGCAGAUGUUGAUAUCAAUGUUGGGCUGUCGACACGGCCUCCUUGGUUCUGUAGCCUAUGCAAGACCACUACCACAAGCAAGCAAACUCUCUUACUGCAUGCUGAUGGGAAGAAGCAUAGGGCAAAGGCGAAAGCCUUCCAUGCUUCUCAGAAACAAACAAAUGGUGCAGAACAAACUCCAGAUGUGAAGGAAGCCGGAGCUGUACCCACAAAAGAAUCUGUUCAAGUAAAUGGUGGUAUGAGUGGUGAUCGUGAAAGAAAUGAUGAUAAAGAUGCUGCGAAAAGAAAACGAAUGGAUGACAUGACCAUAGAGGAGCCAGAUAACACAAAAAAACAGCAUUUAACGCAGUCUAGAGAUGAGAAGUCAGAAAACAAAGUGAAGAGUAAGGCAGAUGAACUAACAAGUGGUGCCGACUGCAAAAGUGUUCAGAAACAAAAGAUCAAAUGGAAGAAGAUUAUUACUAAAGCACUGAAGACGAACGCAGAUGGAGUUAUGAAACUAAAGAAGCUACAAAAGCUAGUCUCCAAGGAGCUUCAGGAAUGUGGUGUCUCUAAAGACGAGGGUCUCCAUGCUACCUUGAUGGAUAAAAUAGCUUCAAGCUCCAGAUUUUCUGUUGAUGGCAAGCAUGUUAGACUGGUGGCUAAGAAUGAAGAAGAAUCUUAGAAAGAGGUUGUCAGUCAUUUCUUGGCAUUGUUCCUGGCCUAAUUCUUUGGUGUCAACUUUCAGAUGGCUUAUAGCCAAGUUUUGGUUAAAUUGAGUGCAUGAACCAUCAAUUAUAUCCAUGACCUGACGGUAUGGGAAUUUUGAAUCUGAAUUUUCUUGGCAACCGUUCAAAAGUGAACUUUUAACACUUUA
Molecule: messenger RNA, 1207 nt
Organism: Sorghum bicolor (sorghum)
Lineage: Eukaryota; Viridiplantae; Streptophyta; Magnoliopsida; Poales; Poaceae
Product: UBP1-associated proteins 1C
Exons: 6
Coding region: 116-1015 (299 amino acids)
Biological process (GO): rRNA processing; negative regulation of transcription by RNA polymerase II
Cellular component (GO): nucleolus
Molecular function (GO): DNA binding; zinc ion binding
Source: RefSeq, a predicted model, not a curated record